Molecule: messenger RNA, 4290 nt
Organism: Dreissena polymorpha
Lineage: Eukaryota; Metazoa; Mollusca; Bivalvia; Myida; Dreissenidae
Exons: 3
Coding region: 109-1788 (559 amino acids)
Biological process (GO): positive regulation of DNA-templated transcription
Cellular component (GO): nucleoplasm; chromatin
Molecular function (GO): zinc ion binding; ubiquitin-protein transferase activity
Source: RefSeq, a predicted model, not a curated record
UAAAUUGUAGGUACAAAGUAUUAUAUUAUUUGAUUUUAACCACCAGUUGAAUGGGUGUAAUUUAAGGAAUAUAGAUUUUUUCUGAAUACAAUUAAUAAGGUGAACAAGAUGGCAACGUUUUCUCAGUCAACUAUGGCUAGUGGCUCUGAUUCAUUUAUAGACUUUUGUUGUUCCCCCUGUCAUGAGCACAAAACUGUUCAGUGGGCGGAGUUUUACUGUGAUAACUGUGUAAAAUUUUAUUGUCCAAAAUGCAUUAACCUUCAUGGUCAGUUGUUUGGAAAACAUGUGACAUAUGGAAGGGGAGACACAAGUAAGUGGCCAUUGUCCAAGGAAGUGGAGGAUUUCCUUCUGAAGUGUGACCUUCAUACAGACAAACAUCUAGAAAUGUACUGCAAUGACCACAGUCAGCUGUGCUGCACUAAUUGUGCUUUCCUAAAUCAUAGACAAUGUGCUAAAGUAACACUGAUAUCCGAGUCAGUCAAAGGACCCCUACCAGAUUUGCAGCUACUAGCAAGAAAGAUCCAAACUAUUCUUGAAGAAAUCAAGCAACUUCAGAAUUAUUGGGAUACCAACAUGCAGUCUUUGCAGGUUUCAUACGACAAACAAUUACAUGAAAUACAUGAAACACGCAAAAAAAUAAAUAGUAUUCUAGACAAAAUUGAAAAAAACACUAUGAAAAAGCUAGAUGAUAAGUUGACCAAUCUAAAAGCUUCUGUCAAGACUGAUACGGACAAUUGCAGCAAGCUAAAAAAUGCUCUAGAACAACUCAGUGGCGCAAUACAUGACGUUGUUGAUAAAGGCAAAGUGGAACUGUCAUUUAUUGCCAGUAAGAAAUGUCUGGAAAAGAUUUAUUAUUCUGAAACUUAUCUGAAGGAGAACUCAGUUCAGGUCGAAAGUUCACUGACAUUCCAGGCCGACAGUGAUGUUCAACAGUACUUGUCUAAAUUGUCCGGUCUAGGGGGGUUUGUACUCAGUACCAAGGCAUUAUCAGUAAUAGACCAACUAUUCACUGUGCAAGGAAAGUCAGAGUAUAAUGUAAGCAUACCAAGUGAUAGAAGCUGCGGUAUCAAAGCCAUUUGUGUUCUAACUGAUGAUGAGAUCCUUGUUGCAGAUCAAGCGAAUAAACGAGUUAAGCUACUCAAUCCUCAAUACCAGGUGGUGGGACAUUGUGAUUUAACUGGUUAUCCAAAUGAUAUGUGUCAAAUCACACAAAAUGAAGUAGCUGUUACUGUGAAUACUGAUGACACACAUGAGGUCCUGUUUGUCUCUGUGAAAAAGAGGCGGCUGGUUAAGGGCAGGAAGUUGCAGUUUCAGCAUUACUGCUAUGGUAUUGCUCAUGAUCUGAAAGACCUGUAUCUCACCUCUGGAACUGCACUUUACAAGUAUUCAAUGAGUGGAGCUCUGUGGAAAAAGUUGUAUGAAGAUAGAUCAGGCAAAUUCACAGUAUGGAAAUGUGCAGUGAGUCCUUCAGGUGAAAAGAUAUUUGUCACCGACAAUUCCCAUAGCAAGGUCCUCACCCUUGCCAGAGAUGGUACAGUUCUCCACACCUUCCUAGACCUACAAGACCCAGGAGGUAUUCAUGUGACUGAUCUGGGACAGGUGCUGGUCUGGGAAUCUUCUGUAUCAGACAUCCUACAACUGGAUGGUGAAGGCAAGAAGAAGCUGGCCACUCUUGCUACCAGGAAGGAUGGUCUUCAUAAUGUACGCUCAGUCUGCUUCAAAAGGAGUACAGCAUCCCUCAUUGUGGGACAAUCGGACAGUAACAUUGUUGUGUUUAAAGUAAUAUAGUUUUGUUUGACAAGUUUCAGUACAAACAUUUUGGAACAUGUACUUUACAUGAAUUCUUGGCCACACCAAACUUGUAUUCAGUAUUACGUUUCAUCACAUAAUUCACAUGGAUGAUUUAAUAUUGUCGUGCCUACUAAUGUCAAACAGGUGCCAACGCUCUGCUGCUGAUGCAGUUAAGAAUAAAUGAAAGCUUGUCAGAAUUUUUUUUUAUUUUUUUUCAAAGUUGUAGGUGGAAGCACUUUGAUUUUAGAGCCAAUGUUCAAAAGGUUAACAAAAUGCAAAAUAAAAAUGUUUGAGCACGACGCCGGAAGACGAGCUGGCUAUGUCAAUACCUCAAGUUUUCUCCGAAAACAGCCGAGCUAAAAAUGAAUAACAUUUACACACAUAAUUUAUUUGUGGUUAUGUUCUACAAUAUUUUGGUGUAAUUUUUAUGCAAAGUAAAAAGAACGGCUGAGUGCAAUUAACGAGGGAAGGUCCUACAUUUUCUUUUCUUUUUUAACAAUCACAAUGAGUUCUAUCCUAAAACAAGGGCUGCUUGUAAAACAUGCAUGCCCCCCAUAUGGGCUGUCCGUUGUAGUGGCAGCCAUUGUGUUAAUACGAUUUUUGUCACUGUGACCUUGACCUUUGACCUAGUGACCUGAAAAUCAAUAGGGGUCAUGAAGUGUCAUGAUCCUAGGCAAAAGCGUUUUUGAGUUAUCAUCCGAAAAUCAUUUUACUAUUUCGGGUCACCGUGACCUUGACCUUUGACCUUGUGACCUCAAAAUCAAUAGGGGUAAUCUGCAAGUCAUGAUCAAUCUACCUAUGAAAUUUCAUGAUCCUAGGCGUAUGCGUUCUCGAGUUAUCAUCCGAAAACCAUUUUACUAUUUCGGGUCACCGUGACCUUGACCUUUGAACUAGUGACCUCAAAAUCAAUAGGGGUCAUCUGCGAGUCAUGAUCAAUCUACCCAUGAAGUUUCAUGAUUUUAGGCGUAUGCGUUCUUGAGUUAUCAUCCGGAAACCAUUUAACUAUUUUGGGUCACUGUGACCUUGACCUUUGACCUAGUGACCUCAAAAUCAAUAGGGGUCAUCUGCAAGUCAUGAUCAAUCUACCCAUGAAGUUUCAUGAUCCUAGGCGUAUGCGUUCUUGAGUUAUAAUUCAAAAACCAUUUUACUAUUUCUGGUCACCGUGACCUUGACCUUUGACCUAGUGACCUCAAAAUCCAUAGGGGUCAUCUGCGAGUCAUGAUCAAUGUACCUAUGAAGUUUCAUGAUCCUAGGCCCAAGCGUUCUUGAGUUAUCGUCUGACUACCACCUGGUGGACGGACCGACCAACAGACCGACCGACAGACCGACAUGAGCAAAGCAAUAUACCCCCUCUUCUUCGAAGGGGGGCAUAAAAAUAUUAAGUUAUAUAUAGAUUUAUAAUUAUGUAUUGUACAGACUUCUUUAAUUGCUGUUUUUAGAUUAUACUUUUGUUGAUUAUAGUUCUAUAUGUAUUAACUUAUGUCAUUAAAGCUAUCUGCCUAUACCGUUCACUUUGUUUUACUGAAUAAAUUAACUUAUACUGAUGUUCACAUUCACCUUUCAAUUUUCUUCCAAUCAAAUAAACAAGUAUUUGCAUUAUCUGUUUACUACAUAAAUAGACAUUAUUUUGUGUAUUAAAGUUACAUUUGCAUUAAUUGUGUUACUACAUGAAUAGACAUUAUUUUGUGUAUUAAAGUUUCAAUUGCAUUAAUUGUGUUACUACAUGAAUAGACAUUAUUUUGUGUAUUAAAGUUACAUUUGCAUUAAUUGUGUUACUACAUGAAUAGACAUUAUUUUGUUUAUUAAAGUUACAUUUGCAUUAAUUGUGUUACUACAUGAAUAGACAUUAUUUUGUGUAUUAAAGUUACAUUUGCAUUAAUUGUGUACCCAACAUGAAUAGACAUUAUUUUGUGUAUUAAAGUUACAUUUGCAUUAAUUGUGUUACUACAUGAAUAGACAUUAUUUUGUGUAUUAAAGUUACAUUUGCAUUAAUUGUGUACACAACAUGAAUAGACAUUAUUUUGUGUAUUAAAGUUACAUUUGCAUUAAUUGUGUUACUACAUGAAUAGACAUUAUUUUGUGUAUUAAAGUUACAUUUGCAUUAAUUGUGUACACAACAUGAAUAGACAUUAUUUUGUGUAUUAAAGUUACAUUUGCAUUAAUUGUGUACACAACAUGAAUAGACAUUAUUUUGUGUAUUAAAGUUACAUUUGCAUUAAUUGUGUUACUACAUGAAUAGACAUUAUUUUGUGUAUUAAAGUUACAUUUGCAUUAAUUGUGUUACUACAUGAAUAGACAUUAUUUUGUUUAUUAAAGUUACAUUUGCAUUAAUUGUGUUACUACAUGAAUAGACAUUUUUUUGUGUAUUAAAGUUACAUUUGCAUUAAUUGUGUUACUACAUGAAUAGACAUUAUUUUGUGUAUUAAAGUUACAUUUGCAUUAAUUGUUUUACUACAUGAAUAGACAUUAUUUUGUGUAUUAAAGUUACAUUUCCAACAA